Messenger RNA from Malania oleifera, 2300 nucleotides. RefSeq names its product organic cation/carnitine transporter 4. The transcript has 3 exons. Lineage: Eukaryota; Viridiplantae; Streptophyta; Magnoliopsida; Santalales; Ximeniaceae. Bases 419 to 2026 code for a protein of 535 amino acids. Gene Ontology annotation, biological process: transmembrane transport. Gene Ontology annotation, cellular component: membrane. Gene Ontology annotation, molecular function: transmembrane transporter activity. The record is from RefSeq and is a predicted model, not a curated record.
CUGGCAGGGCGGCCGUGUCGUCUCACAAUAUUUUCAGAAGCCGUGGCUCUUUUUCUCUUUCCUUUAUUGGCAGACCUUUCCUGCAACUUCAAUUUUCUUUUCUCUUCUUAUCCUUUCCUUUUACGUACCAGUUUAAUUUUAAAGUAAUUAGUUUACCCAAAUCCCCUCAAAUCAAAGCCCCAUCUUCCUCCACCAAAUGAACUAUUUAAAGUAAUUAGUUUACCCAAAUCCCCUCAAAUCAAAGCCCCAUCUUCCUCCACCAAAUAAACUAUCUUUUUUCUUUUCAUUAUACUUUACAAACUAAAACAAAACCGCGCGCAGAAGCAGCCGGUGCCACCCCUAUAAAACGCUUUUAAUGUUCCCCUUGUUCAUCCCCCGCUUCCCCCUCACACUUUAACAGCCAAUCACGUUCUUCGCCAUGUCAUCUUCGGACCCCGCCAGUCCGGACCUCCGGGUGUCGCUGCUGGCCCAGGCGGCGCCACCUGAUUCGGCCGCCGGCCAACCCCAGAGGCUGACCAUCGACGACAUGCUCCACAGGCACUGCGGGGAGUUUGGGUCGUGGCAGCUGAGGCACUUCGUCUUGACGAGCUUCGCCUGGGCUCUGGAGGCCUUCCACACCAUGGUCGUCAUCUUCGCGGAUCGUGAACCCGCGUGGGGGUGCGUGGCAGGGUCGGGUUGCUCGCCCGGGGCAGGUUCCGUGUGCGGGCUGGAGCCCGGGUCGUGGGAGUGGGUCGGCGGUCCGUGGAGCUCCACGGCGGCGGAGUGGGGGUUGGUCUGCGGAGAGAAGUACAAGGUUGGACUGGUCCAGGCCUUGUUCUUCGCCGGCUGCAUGGUUGGCGCGGGAGUGUUCGGCCAUCUCUCCGACUCCUUCCUAGGGAGAAAAGGAUCUCUAAUCAUCGUCUGUGUCUUGAACGCCAUCUUCGGUUGCUUAACUGCACUCUCUCCCACCUACUGGAUUUACACCCUCCUCCGCUUUCUCACCGGCUUUAGCACCGGCGGUGUGGGCCUCUGCGCCUUCGUCCUCGCAACCGAGCCCGUCGGCCCCUCCAAGCGUGGCUUCGCCGGAAUGUCAACUUUCUACUUCUUCUCCUCCGGAAUCGCCGCCCUCUCCGGCAUAGCCUACCUCUUCCAGUCAUGGCGCGCUCUCUACAUCGCCUCCUCCGUCCCCUCCAUUAUCUUCCUCCUUGCCUCCGUGCCCUUCAUCUCCGAGUCCCCUCGGUGGUACUUAGUCCGCGGCAAGAUUGAUGACGCCAUGAGAGUGAUGCGCGCCAUCGCCGCUGCAAAUGGAAAGCACCUUCCCGACGGCGUUGUUCUCGCGCUUGACGACGACGAGGACGAAAAGAACAAGGAGGAAGUCGUCAUUGCGACGACAACGAAUGAUAAAGAAGCCAUAACGGGUUCUCUCCUGGACGUGAUCAGGUCGCCGACCACUCGCAUCCGCCUCUUCCUGGCGGUGCUCAUAAACUUCGCAUGCUCCGUCGUGUACUACGGGCUGAGCUUGAACGUCGUCAACCUGGGCACCAACCUCUACCUGACGGUGCUCCUGAACGCGAUGGCGGAGAUGCCGGCCUACGCGAUAACGGCGGUUCUGCUGGAUCGGUUCGGGAGGAGGCCAUUGGCGGUGGGGACGAUGUGGUUCAGUGGGGUGUUUUGCUUGGCGGGGAGUAUGGCGAGGGGGACGGAGAUACUGUGGAAGGCGGUGAGGAUGGUUUGUGGGGUUCUGGGGAUAUUCGGGAUGGCGGGAACUUACAAUUUGCUGUUUAUAUACACGACGGAGCUGUUCCCGACGGUGGUGAGGAACGCCGCGCUGGGGUGCGCGACGCAGGCGGUGCAGAUGGGGGCGAUACUGGCGCCGAUGGUAGUGAUGAUGGGCGGGGGUUUGCCGUUCGUGGUAUUCGCGGGGUGUGGGAUUGUGGGAGGGAUGCUGGCGUAUUACCUGCCGGAGACUUUAAACAAGCCCUUGUACGACACGAUGGCCGGGUUGGAGGGCGGGGAGAAGACGUGGACCGCUACUGUGACUGUGUGAAUCGGAUGGAGUACUCUACUUUUCUUUGUUUAUUUUUUUAGUUGUUUUAUUAUUUUUACUUCUAAUAUUUUGGUUUUUUUUUUUUCUCCAUAGGUUUUUGUGACUGAUAUGCUUCCUUGCAAUUCGAAUGAAUCAAAUGUAAUAUUGAGUGCUUGAAUUUUGUAAUCACUCGGGUUAAGGAUUCCUUAGCGAGAGAUUAGUCUCGUGUGUGUGUUUGUUAUGAUAAGAAGUAUUGUAAAUUUGGGAAACAAUUAAAUAACUUGAAGAAAGAAAA